AUGUCCGAAGGGAAAGACGCAGUUCUAAAAGGACAAAAAUUGCAAAUUUCCAAGAUGGAUUGCAAAACCCAUUCCCAUCUCCUUCCUCGCGAUGGCUUCNACAACUCCCCGACCUUCCUCUCCUCCGGAAACCCCUGCCUGGACUUCUUCUUCCACGUCGUCCCCGACACCCCGCCGGAGGCCCUCGCCCAGCGCCUGAAGCUCGCCUGGGAGGACGACCCCUUGAGGGCCCUGAAGCUCGUCUGCAACCUCCGCGGCGUUCGCGGCACCGGCAAGACGGACAGGGAGGGCGGCUACACGGCGGCCCUCUGGAUCCACCAGAACCACCCCAAAACCCUCGCCUGCAACGUCGCCCCUCUGGCCAAGUUCGGCUACUUCAAAGACCUCCUCGAGAUCCUCUUCCGCCUCGUCGAGGGCCCCGAAGCCCGCGAACAGGCUAAAGCCGCUUACCGGAUUUGGAAAUCGAGCGGCUCACGCCGCGCUCUCGAGCUCGCCAAACUCCGGCAGGCCAAAAAACCCAAACCCACGGCCCCACGCUAUGGCGGCAUAACAAAGAAGAAGACCUUCGGCCAGAGGAGGAGGAGAUCCAACAACACCUCGAACCAGCCGAAAUUAAGCAACGAGGAGAAGAGGCUCGAGCGCGCGAAGAAGGCCUUGGAGAAGUUUAGCCGCGACCCGGAUUACAGAUUCCUCCACGAGCGAGUCUCGGAUUACUUUGCCCUGUGCCUGAGAUCGGACAUGGAGAAACUGAAUUCCGGCCAAUCCAACAAAAUCAGCCUCGCCGCCAAGUGGUGCCCCUCCCUCGACUCCUCGUACGACCAGCUCACUCUGCUUUGCGAGCCCAUUGCCAAGAAAGUCUUCCCGAGGUCCGAAUAUCCCGAAUACGAAUCAGUGGAGGAGGCCCACUACGCCUAUCGUGUUCGGGACCGCUUGCGUAAGCAAGUUCUUGUCCCUCUUCGUAAAGCCCUCGAGCUGCCGGAGGUCUACAUGAGCGCGAAGCAGUGGAGUACACUCCCUUACAGCAGGGUAUCCUCUGUUGCCAUGAAAAUGUACAAGCAGGUGUUUGCCGAGCACGAUGAACAGAGAUUUGGGGAGUAUUUGGAGAAGGUGGACAAGGGUGAGGCCAAGAUUGCCGAGUAUUUGGAGAAGGUGGACAAGGGUGAGGCCAAGAUUGCCGCCGGAGCUCUGCUUCCGCACGAGAUAGUCGCCGGACUUGAAGAAGAUGAAGAAGAUGGUGGCAGUCGCCAGGUGGCGGAGCUUCAGUGGAGGAGAAUGGUGGAUGAUUUGGCGAAGAAGGGGAAGAUGAGCAAUUGUCUAGCGAUUUGCGAUGUUUCGGGGAGCAUGGAAGGUGUCCCAAUGGAAGUCUCGGUGGCUCUCGGGGUUCUGGUUUCUGAGCUUAGCGAGGAGCCAUGGAAGGGUAAGCUCAUCACCUUCAGCGCGAAUCCCAAGAUUCAAGAUGUGGUGGGAUCGAGUUUGGCGGAGAAGACGGGUUUUGUGAGGAGAAUGGAGUGGGGUAUGAACACUGAUUUCCAGAAAGUGUUUGAUUUGCUGCUUGAAGUUGCGGUGGCCGGGAAGCUCGAGCCUGAGCAGAUGAUCAAGCGGCUUUUGGUGUUUAGUGACAUGGAGUUUGAUGUGGCGUCCGGCCAGCGGUCACCAUAUAGUUUAUCAAGGGUUGUUGGGACUGGCGGCAAGUGGGAGACUGAUUACGAGGCCAUUGUGAGGAAGUUUGGGGAGAAAGGGUAUGGGGAAUGUGUGCCGGAGAUUGUGUUUUGGAAUCUGAGAGAUUCUCCGGCGACUCCGGUGGCGGUGGGGAAGGCGGGAGUGGCGCUCGUGAGUGGGUAUUCGAAGAAUAUGAUGAAGGUGUUUUUGGAGGAAGGUAGGAUUAUUAGUCCCGAGGCUGUUAUGGAUCAGGCGAUUGCGGGGAAGGAGUAUGAAGAGCUGGUUGUGCUGGAUUGA
Striga asiatica is the source of this 1956-nucleotide messenger RNA. NCBI's taxonomy places the organism in Eukaryota, Viridiplantae, Streptophyta, Magnoliopsida, Lamiales, Orobanchaceae. The record is from the annotation of a GenBank genome assembly.